AUGAAGCACAGCCGUGCCUCUCGCACGUCACCAUCGCCUCCGUUCGUCUUCUCCCGCGCCGGCGCCGUCGAGGCCGAGUCGUUCCACUUCCCGCUCUGGCAGGUCUGCGCGGCCGCGUGCGGGGCGUUCGUCUUCUCCCGCGCCGAUGUCGUCGAGGCCGAGGCGUUCGACUUCCCGGCCUGCUAUGGCUGGCGGGUGCUGCUCGCCUGCAACGGCGGCGGCGACGCCGUCUCGCGGGGGGGUCGCCGUUGGCUUCGCCAGGCACGGCUGCAGGCUGGUCCUGGUGGGCGACGAGGGCGCCCUGGCCGCGACGGCGGAGGAGGCGCGGCCCAAGGGGCGGCGGCCAUCGUGGUGCUUGGGCUGGACUUGGCGGCCUGCGACGAGGCAGCCGUCGGCGCCGCGGUGGACGCGGCGUGGCGCUGCUUCGGGGACGGCGGGCUCCAUGCCCUUGUCAACUGCUGCUCCUUCGAGGGGGAAGUGCAAGAUUGCCUCAGCGUGACUGAAGAUGAGUACAACAAGACCAUGAAAGUCAAUGUAAUCACACCUUGGCUCCUGAUAAAGGCGAUAGCGAAGCGGUUCCGGGAUGCGCAGUCGGGCGGCUCCGUGGUUUGCUUGACCCAGAUCAUCAGCGCUGAGAGAGGAUUGUAUCCGGGGGCUGCGGCAUACGGCACAAGUUUAGGUGCCGUUCACCAGCUCGUCAGACUGUCGGCGAUGGAGCUCGGCAAGCACAAGAUCAGGGUGAACGCCGUCUGCCGCGGCCUCCACCUGGGGGACAAGUUCCCUCUCUCUGUUGGGGAGGAGAAGGCCGAGAAGGCGACCGGGGAGGUGAUGCCGCUGCGGCGGUGGCUGGACCCGGACAAGGACCUCGCUUCCACGGUGCUGUACCUGGUCGGCGACGACUCCCGCUUCAUGACAGGCACCACCAUCUAUGUCGACGGCGCACAGUCCAUUGUGCGCCCUCGCAUGCGUUCCUUCCUGUAGCAACAGCGGUUUGUGCAAAGGGAUCAACUGCCAUAAUUAAGCAGUCUCUAUGAAUGCAAUAAUUAACAGGGUUUAAGAUGGUAGAGUAAAGAUCAAAAUUGACAAAGAGUAUCCAGAAUCAACAUGAGUGGCACAGCAGGCCCUUCUUCAGAUUAAAAGACAAACGCAGAACCUUGCUGCACACAGGCAUCAAAGGAGUGAAAUGGAUUGAGUAGUCGACAUGUGGACCAAGCCGUAUCAAUGGCGUUCGGAGAGAACGGAGCAACCAACUACAUCCGCAUCCAGGGUAACGGCAUUACCGCCGGAGCGACGACGGAGGCGGCCAUGGCGGAGCGGGGGGUGGAGUCGGUCCUGUUCCGGGGGAAGAAGCUGAUGCCGCAGACCAACGACGAGCGGCUGGACGGCGUGGUGGAGCAGCUGGUGCGGGAUCCUCCGUGAUUCGGCCAUUGCCAUUCUCCACGGAUCUGGCCGUGGCCACAACCGACGCUGCCGGUUCCAUGGAGGAGCUCACCCCGGCCUUCUCCUCGUUUUCCUCCAUGGUCGGGUCUCCUAGUGGAGGUGCCGAUGCUGCCGGUUCCACAACGCAAGAGCCCGUGGCAACGCGGCAAACUGAAGUUGUUCGCCGGCGUCGCACAGGGCGUUUUUGGCGUCGCAGGAAACCCUACCUCGGGGUUGGCAUAGGGCAUCUCUGGCGUCGUAUGAAACCCCACCGCGGGGCUGGUGCAGGGAGUGGCCGACCAUCCCACCCUGCUGAAGCCGCAGGGCGUCUCUGCCAAGUCCAUGGUUGGCGAGUCCAAGGCCGUCUCUAUCCAGGCCUCCGUGGUCGAGGCGAACUGCACUAACAUCGAUGUCUGCCCUGAACUGUUUGCAUCUAAAAGCUCUUGUGACGAUGGAAAGUCUACCUCCAAGGGACCAAAAAAGAAAAUCGGUCCUAAAAGAUCUUCGCCUGACACAUCUACUCACGAUGACAGUGAAGUAUAUCAAGCUGGUGCUAAAAGAAGGACUCUUAACCCCUCUAUUCCUCAUAAGGAGAGCUUGGAGUCUGAAGAUUUUUCUGCAAAGUAGGUUUCCCUUUGGCUCUAAUUCAUGAUAUUUGGUAACUUGUUGUUGUUGUAGUUAUAUUGAUAACCUGGUGAUUUCAGAUACCAACAAAAAUUUAUUUGCCUAUAUUACGGUUGCAGAAGUCCUUGUGGAUAUCCUAUACAGUAUAAAUAUGAACCACCACUUGGUGGAUCGCUGCUGUUUAGAGCUCUGCUCUGUUAAUGCUACUUUGAGUCUAGAUGGCAUUAACUACAGAGAAGGGAUCUAGCUAGGUUUGCAAUGGCAUGUGUACUAACGAAUCAUUUUAGUCUCAGGUUUUCCCUGCAAAACUGAAGUUCAUGUCUCAUGUUUGGAUUAAUCACGGUGUAGUCUGAUGGUAAUUUGUCUACUUAGUGCAGUUUAUGUAUUCUUCCACAACUUCAUUUAAUGCUUUCAGAGUUAAAGUUUUGGGGAUAGUUUGGAUGUUAUACCCAAGGCAUUAUAAUUGCUCUAUAUUAUUCUUAAUUUCAUAUAUCAUCACCUUAGACUACUCGAACUGUCGGCCAUGCUUUGUGAUCAUGUGCGACGAGCAUAUUGUUCGGUGCUGCUAUUUUCCAUUCGCUGCUGGGUUGCUUCUACUCUCCACCAAUCUGUCAAGUAGCAAAGAGUAGGUUUGACCUCAAUUUCGAUGCAGACAUGGAUUGGGAUGUGAUGCAUGUACUUGCUAAUUAAGGGAUUUGGAUCUUGCCCUCAAUUAGAGUUCCCAAUCUCAACGAAGUGGGGUUUACGAAUUUUAUUAUUUUUUAGCUUGAAUGGACUGUAGCUUCGCUUAAUUGACUGACAGUUGUAUUUGACUGCAUAACUGGAUUAAUUGAUUUCAUGGCAGAUGCCGGUUUUGACCUUGGUUGAUCAUGCUUUGUUCCUUGUUUGGCCUGCAACAUAUUUUCUAUGCAUUCGCAGAAAUGGUAACUGAAUAAUUACUUCAUACUGCAGAACAUCUUGCUUAAUACCUGAGUCCCCGGCCCUUGUUGCUACAGGUUUAUCUUGGACAUGAUUCUCAAAGAAGAUACAGAUGUGCAUGCUUCAUAUCUUCUACACGCUUAUGCAAAGCAGGAUUUUAUUCAUAUUUUGAUGAGCUUAAUUUCUUAUGCUAAUGUUUGCUUCCGCCUGAAGGAUACAUAUGGUAUGUUUUGUGAGCGGUGGGUAUGGAUGAGGUGAGUGCGUCUGUUAGUGCAUCAUUUUUGUUGGAUACUUUAAUCUGUUAAGGUUGGUAUAUAUUGAGUGUUGAUGAUGACAUGUUUAUUUUGAUUGGCGUGGUUGCCUCAAAGUAAUGCCCUGCUACUCCUUGGGGGGCGUGAGUGAAGAUUUAUGCCUUAAGCAUAGGAAUGAGGGAGUAGGUAUCCAACAGAAUAGGCGAUGAUGCUAGGAGAAAAAGAAGACUUUGAUCUGGUUCUUCAAAGAGGUACAUCAAGGAACAAGUACAUGGUGCUACUCGAUGGUCAGCCAGAUUCUGACUAUUAUUUUGGGAUGCCAAAGAGAUAGCACAUGAUGUUCGACCGCUGGGGAAUUGAAGUAUAGUGCUUACCAAUAUACUGGCAUGUAUUUUUUUCUAAAGGAUAUAGUGGUUUCCUUUAGUUGAAAUACAUAAAAUUUUCACCCCCAAUGAUUCAACAAGAGUUGUUCAUUAAAAGUGUGUGGUCUCUUUCUUCAUCAAGAAUUGAAAUAUCUGUGCUAUUAUAACUCCAUGGAGAGCAAUAAUAUAAUUUUCACAAGGGGUGACCUUUAUUGGCUAA
Molecule: messenger RNA, 3794 nt
Organism: Triticum aestivum (bread wheat)
Lineage: Eukaryota; Viridiplantae; Streptophyta; Magnoliopsida; Poales; Poaceae
Product: dihydroanticapsin 7-dehydrogenase
Exons: 12
Coding region: 1-981 (326 amino acids)
Source: RefSeq, a predicted model, not a curated record